AUGUUUGCCAAUUGGAAUUCGAAAGGGCGAAACCGCUCAGUGCGUGCCAAAAUAUGUGGAGAGAGUUUGGAUGUGCAGGUGAUCAGUUUCCCCUUUUAUAUUAUAUUAUAAUCUUGAAUCAUUUUUCAGGGGUUGUUCUUCAUCGUCGCAAUUUCACCUUUCGGUGCCCUGCUCGAAGUGGCCGUGCUCCACUUUUUUCUAUUCUCAGAUGAAAUUGACAAAUAUGAGGUCGAUUAUCCCGGAUACACUUGUGAACUUCUGCGCAAAUUUAUUCCCGCCUGCAUUUACACUGUAACUUUUCAUCGUUAUUAUGGGGCUAUUCAGCGUAUGUUUGUUUUCCGCUUUUUUUUCGUUUUUUUACACCGCUAGCGGUCUCCAGAGCUGACAAUGGGCGCAAGUGCGCCCCGCCCAAUAGAGCGAUACAUUGGCGCGAAGUUUGAAUUUUAACAGCAAAAUUUGUGUGUUUUUUGCCAGAUUAGCCACGAAAAACCGAUAAUUUCUCAUUUGUCUCUCGAUAGACCGAUUGUAUUGGCUAUUACGAAUUUUUUAAGCGCGAGAGCGUAAAAUUUGGUCAAGCCGCAAAUCACAUUUAUCCGUUUGAGGGUUUUUGGCUAAAACUGCCUGAAUUUUAGUUGCUUUUCAGUAGUUUUCGCUGUUCGAGCGCUCAAAAUGAUUGUAUUUACGUGAUUUAUCAUUCUCAAAACCAAUUUUGUCUGAAAACGGUCAAGAAAGCGCAAAAUGAGAAGUGCGGUUUUUAGGCGGCGAUCGGCAAGCAAAGUCCGCGAAAAAUGUGCCAAAACGUCAUUAAUUCUGUGAGAAUUAGUGUGUUCUCAUGUCGAACAAUCAUUUUUCAUCGCCUUUGACCACAAAAAUCAGAGAAAACCUGCUCAAUUCAUGAAAACGCCAUUUGGCCGCGGCCACGCCCAUAUUGUCAGCUCUGGAGACCGUGCCGCUGAAUUUGGUUUUUUGACGUAAAAAAAACGAAAAAAAACGGGAAAAAAUCAUAUUUUUCACAGCCAUUAUUAUUAUAAUCGGGUCAUGAAUUGUCAGGCGAUCAUCUCCCUGAUUGGCUUCUGGGUCUACUGCAUUCCAUCCAAACUCUUCCGUACUUUCGCCUUUCUCGCCGUUCGUCCCAUUUCUUUCUGCUCAUUCACUCUUUCAGUGAAUUCAGAUUGCCAUAGGUAUUCUGCUCAUCAGCUAUUCUUUUAAUCCGUACUACGAUUAUAUUCCGGGAAGGAUUCAGGGCAAUUUUGAAAUAGGACGUUCGUUUUUGAGGUUUCUCCUUCUCCAAACACACAAUUUUUCAGCAUUCUCCUGCUACGUUCUGUUAUUGGUCAUUUUUCUGAUUCCCAGUUCAUUCGUCUGUGCGUGGCUUUUCUGCAAAAUGAGGUGAUCGAGAAGGAAUUUGAAAAACGUGUGAUUUUCGAUGAAUUUCAGUAAAAUCAGGAUCCGCAAUGAGUACGACGGGGACGACGUGUACGAAGUGAUCUACGGGGAAGAGACGAGUUCGACGAAAAAGGCGAUACUUUAA
Messenger RNA from Caenorhabditis sp. 36 PRJEB53466, 1531 nucleotides. Lineage: Eukaryota; Metazoa; Nematoda; Chromadorea; Rhabditida; Rhabditidae. The record is from the annotation of a GenBank genome assembly.